This is a messenger RNA of Talaromyces rugulosus, 942 nucleotides long. RefSeq lists its product as uncharacterized. Bases 1 to 942 code for a protein of 313 amino acids. Lineage: Eukaryota; Fungi; Ascomycota; Eurotiomycetes; Eurotiales; Trichocomaceae. The transcript has 2 exons. The record is from RefSeq and is a predicted model, not a curated record.
AUGCCUGAGUUCAAGCCUGAUUUUAAGUCCUUUUCCAACUUGAAGGACAAGGUUGUUGUCUUAACUGGAGGAGCAAAUGGAAUCGGAGAAAAAAUUGUCACGUCUCUCUACAAAAUAGGGGCUCAUGUAGUUUUCUUUGAUAUCGAGGGACCGACUUGCGAGGCUGUGGUGCAUCGCUUAAAAAGCGAAAUUUCAUCCUCUGGAAGUCUAGACUAUGUGGUGGGAGACAUUACCAAGUACAACGACGUACUUGCUCUUUUCCAGCGUGCAUUUGAGAAACAUGGUCAGGUUGAUCAUGCUCUCUGCAUUGCCGGAAUUACCGAAGCAAGAGACAAGAAUUGGUUCGAUGAGAAGUUGGAUCUUCACGGUGUCACAGAAGCCCCGUCAACAGCCAUUGUGGAUGUCAAUCUGACCGGAACGCUUUACUUCACCCGUAUUGCAUCGGUAUAUCUACGCCAAGGCAACGAAGACCGGACCAAGGACAAAUCUAUCUGUCUUCUCGGCUCGGUCGCUUCUUUCAAAGAGCAAGCGGGUCUCUUCGUUUACCAACCCGCCAAACAUGGGGUUCUGGGCUUGGUCCGUUCAACACGGAAAUUCUUCCACCAUCAUCAUGGUAUCCGAAUCAAUGUCGUCUGCCCUUCUAUGACAAAUACUAGGAUGGCAACUCCUGUCAUGCGGCUCUGGGAAGAAUACGGAGUUGCAGGGAACGAACCGCAGGAGAUUGCGGACUAUGUUUUGACUUUGUCAGGCACACGUAGCUCUCCUUACGUGGGUAACAUUUUUGGAUUGUGUGUCUUUGUUGAAGCUGGAAAGGGUUGGGAAAUUGAGAAAGAUUUGGAUAAAUGCUCUGCAGAAUGGAUAGGAGCAGAGAUGGCAGAGAACGCGCUGAAGAUUGAGGCGGCCUUGGGCAAUGGGUCGGCGUGGUCAAACCCUCAAGUGUAA